AAUUUAAGCAGGGAUAACUCAUUAUGUCUAUAAAAGACGUCUGUCCAUAGAAUCUCUAUCUUGCAUUCAAUGUUUAAUCAGGUAUCCCACUUUUUAAAACUGUGCAACACAGAUGUUGUAUAGGGUCUUCUUCAAUACACACACAUUAUUAAAUCAUGGGACCUGUGUGCAAGCAUGCAACAGAAGAUCUUUACAUCUUCUUCCCGCCUAUGGAAUAUUUUUUUCCUCCUAUGUUUAUACGUACCGUUUAACACAAUCAACUAGCACGUUUUUUAACAAUAGCACUUGUUCAUAAAUGAAAACUCCGGUUACACACUGUAACCAUUCACAAAGGCAGGUGAUAACCUUUCACAUACUGAGUAACACGUGACUGAAAAUCAGGAACUGAGAGAGCGUUUACAGUGUGAUGGUUUUAAUGAGACACUAUAUAAGGAAGCAGGAAACAUGAUCUACACAAGUGCAAAGACCACUAUAGUGGGAAAACAUGCAGCUCUGGUUGUGUUGUGCCCUGUUGGUGUUCGUGGCCGGAGGCUGCUUGGCUCAGAAACCUCGUCCAUGCAGAAGUCCUCCUCUUUAUGAGGGAAGCUUAAGUAUGGUGGGUGAAAAUGGCAAUUCUCAGGUACUUGGGAAGUACUCCUACGACGCUUUAUUACAGCGUAUCCGUGUUGGAAUGUUUGAAAGGGAUGGAAAUUAUACGAGGGUUACGGAUACUCUGCUUCUCUACCGAGAGCAAGUGAUGUACGAGAUCGACUAUGAACACAAGACGUGCCAAAAACAGGAACUGAUGGGCGAGUUUCAGCCGUUGGAGAUCCCACCCAACUUUACCUUUCUUGCUCAGAUGGUGUUAGGUAGUCUCUCUGCACCUGGUGAAGGUGUGCUCGUCAACUCAUGGGCUGGAGAGACAACUAAAAACCAAGGCAUUAAUGUCGUAACUUACACAGAGUUCGGCUGUCUUCCUGUAGCAUUCCUUUUCAAUGCGCCAACAUCUGACUUGGUUGUUUACACCUUCUUUAACAUUAUUCUUGGGAUUAAGGAUCCAUCUGUGUUCAUUCCUCCGCCGUUCUGCGACAACGCUACUCUGGUAGCAGGGAAGGGUGAUUUCUUCAGUGUUUUCUUCUGAGUCAAUACCGGUGCUCUUCAAAUGACCCACAUGUAACAUCCCUCAACACCGAUCCUAAAUAAAGAUUUUGGCAAACAUUUAAAUGUAUGCAAUGUACUCAUCUCAAAAUUUUUUAUUUUUUUUUAUUUGUACAUUUUAAUAAAAAUCAGAUUUUAGUCAGUGUA
Messenger RNA from Clarias gariepinus (North African catfish), 1284 nucleotides. RefSeq names its product ependymin-like. The record is from RefSeq and is a predicted model, not a curated record. Gene Ontology annotation, molecular function: calcium ion binding. Lineage: Eukaryota; Metazoa; Chordata; Actinopteri; Siluriformes; Clariidae. The transcript is spliced from 6 exons. Gene Ontology annotation, cellular component: lysosome; extracellular region. Bases 485 to 1120 code for a protein of 211 amino acids. Gene Ontology annotation, biological process: cell-matrix adhesion.